AUGUCAUUGAGGGCCCUCGCCCGUUCGGCUGAUCACCUGAGCUGCCAUGCCAAAGACGAGGCCUGCUGGGCUUGCUGUUGCGACGCCUCGGGCGGGGUCCAUGGCGACUCUUUCGACCUGAACAAGUCUUACCCUUGCGCCAGGAGGCCGUCGCCAAAGAAGGACAUGGCACUGCAGCGCUGGCACGUCAGUGGGUCCAUAUCAGCAGCGCAGAACCUACACUUGUCCAGCUUCCUCUGCUUAAAGUCUCCCUCGGCCUCUUUGUCGAACUCCUGCGGCGUGUCCAGCUCUUUUCUCAGUCAACUGGCUGCUGGUGACGUCCCCAGCACCGGGCCUCCUGCAGUCCACAAUCCUAACAAAGCUAUCCUCACUGUGGAUCCAAAGACCACAGAGAUUCUUGCUGCUAAUGAGAAGGCAUGCAAGUUGUUUGAGCACAACAACAAUGACCUGAUUGGAUUAAAGCUGUCAGGUCUCCUCAAGAGAGCCAAUCAAAUCGUGGAGGAAGCCUUGGGGGAGGAGUAUAUGGAGAGAGAUGGGAAGCCGGUUGUUGUGUCUGGAAAAGUGGUGGAGGCUGUGAACAAGUCUGGCGCGCGGAUACCGCUUUCGAUAUGGGGCCGAAGACUGACCCAGGAAGAACCCCGCUGCCUGAUCGUGAUGGAGCGUGUAGAGAGAAUAGCUGCCAACGUGUCCUUCAUGCAAGAUGGGAAGAUCCUAAGCUGCGACCACGCUUUUGCUCGCCUCCACGGGUACCAGGGUGUUGAUGAGGUGACGGGGUUGUCCGUCAGGGAGCUCAUUCCAUCCCUCCGCCUCCCACCUCAUGGAAAGACAUUGCCGAAGACGCUCCGAAUCCAACGCGUAACUGGCAGAGGAAAGGACGGCACCAGCUUCCCGCUCUGCAUCAAGCUCCAGGCUGCAGUGGAUUGUGGGAAAUUUGGGCAGAAGGACCAGUGUGGUGGGGGGAUGCCGGAGAAGGCAGAGGCAGCUGGGCCGUCGCACCCGGACCCCUGUGAGGGAUCUCCCUCGAGAGCACAGUCUUUCGAGGCUGGUUGCCCACCGCCGUCAGGCACGGGUUUGGUGUUUUCCGGAACGGUCUGGGUGUUCACCACGCUGAGUGGGCUUCUCACCCUGCGUCCCGACGGCUCCAUCCACAGCAUCAACGACAGCUUCUCCACCGUGCACUUCGGGUACAGGAAGUCGGAGCUAAAGGGGAAGAGCGUCACCUUCCUGAUGCCGGGCUUCUACCAGUGUCUGCGUGCUGCGGAGGAGACCUCCGACCCCCGACCCCGGCACCACGGCGACGAGCCCAGAGACCACGCCUCCCCAGAGGGGCGUCUCCCCUUCCACACCGGCUGCUCCAGCUCCUCCAGAAGCAACACGGAUCCGAGCACGCUGCUGGCCGGUGACAUAGCCACGGUUCAGCGGGAGGCGGCGAGGAGAGCCCCUGCCAAGGGGAAGAUCUUCACUGGGACCUGCGACAGGUUGGAGAACCAGGGCAGCGUUCCGUCAACGUUGUCCUCACCGGCCGUGACCUCCACCCCUUACGAUGAGCAGGAUUGCACCAGUGAUCUGAUGGAGCAGGCUGCCCUGGUGGGACCUGGGAGCAGUGGCUGUGUGGGGGCAGAUAACACCAGCUGCCUUCUGCUCACCCAGGGCGGGCGCAUACCCCGUCUGUCCCCGGCAGAGCCAGGGCAUCCAGGUGACAGCCCCGCUGCUCUGGAUCGGCUUGAUCCUGCCCCCGGGACCCCCCUGCAGGACGAGCGGGCCCCGGCCGGAGGAGAGCGCCCCCCGCUGGCCUGCCCGUGCUCAGAGCUCACCGAGUCGCAGAGCUCCAGCUUCGAGGUCAUCUCCCUGGGGAGCCGCUCGUCCUCCGGCUUCUGCGAGAAGUGGGCCGGCGGCUCCGGGGCGGAUCGGCCCGAGGACGCGCGCCGGCUCGCCGCGUCCGACUCCGGCAGCUGCUUCCUGGACGUGAACUCCGACGGCGACGUGAUCACCAGAGCCCUGCGGGACCUGGACCUGAGCGGCAGCCUGGAGCUGCUGCCCGCCGAUCUCUCCCAGGCGUCCUGCGACACGGCCGACCUGCUCCGCACCCCGUCGCCGUACGUGGUAGAGUCCGACCCGGAGGCGGAGAAUGGAGCGGGGCAGACCACGAGGCACGGAGAGGGGGGAGAGGGCCGGGACAGCCCCGCGGAGGCGGAGCAGGAACAGUGUGGGCCGUGUGGAAGGCGAGUCACUGACGACACCCCUGCAACCUCAACCCCAAAGAAGCAACCGCUGAAGACCCCACUACUCUCAGCUGCUCCGGGGGAGAUCAUGCAGGGACGCUACCAGGGACACUGCUAUCACAGAGAUGGAUCCAGGCUUGACGUGCAGUUGGACAUCCACAGGGUUGACCUUCCUGAUGGUCAGUCUCUCUUCUGCGUCUGGAUGAUGAGGAACCAUCACAUCAGCCACCAGCAGGGGGCGCUGAUAAGCCUGCAGUCUGACACCGAGAACAACAGCACCUCAUUCCAGGACACAUCUGGGCUAAGUCUGGGGGAGGUCAUUCGGGACACGGCGCGGGGCGAGGCCCUGCACUCCGCCCAGGACCUGGAGCACUCGCGGGCGUGCGAGGGCCAGUUCGGGGAGGAGUACCGCCUGCAGUGCGCCGUGGGCAAAGGGGCCUUCGGCUUCGUGUGGAAGGCCCGCCGGCGAGCCGACGACAGGGAGGUUGUGGUGAAGUUCAUCCGCAAGGACCGGAUAGUGAAGGACUGUUGGGUGGAUGACCCUGAUAUGGGCCAGGUCAGCCGGGAGAUCGCCAUACUGGCCCGGCUCCAGCACCCCAACAUUGUCAAGGUGCUGGAGGUGUUUGAGAACGAGCACUUCUUCCAGAUGGUGAUGGAGAGCCACGGGGAAGUGCUCGACUUGUUCGAGUUCAUCGAGCGGCAGCCUUGCCUGGACGAGCCGCUGGCCAGCUACAUUUUCAGACAGCUGGUGGCUGCGGUGAGCUACCUGAGAGGGAAAAGCAUCCUUCACAGAGACAUCAAGGACGAGAACAUCAUCAUCGACACCAGCUUCCAUGUCAGGCUGAUCGACUUCGGGUCGGCCGCGGUGCUGGAUCCUGGAAAGCUGUUCUACACCUUCUGUGGCACGCUGGAGUACUGCUCCCCGGAGGUGCUGCAGGGAAACCCGUAUGAGGGUCCUGAGCUGGAGAUGUGGUCCCUUGGGGUGCUCCUGUACACUCUGCUGUUCAGCGAAAACCCUUUCUGUGAGGUAGAGGAGACCCUGCAGGCCCAGCUCUGUCCUCCCUUCCCUCUGUCUCCAGAGCUACAUACACUCCUGUCUGGCCUGUUGAACCCGGAUCCUGGGCUGCGGAGCACCCUGGAGGAGGUGCUCCAGGCCCCCUGGAUCCGCCAGCCCAUCAACCUGGCACACUACAGCUGGGAGGAGGUGUUUCCUGGCAACCGCGAUUCCCUCCUCUGCCAUGGGCCCGAACCAGCGGCCUCCCAGGAAGAUGGCUUGCAUCCAGAUGCUGAGGGGUACCGGAGCCCCUCCGAUGAAUCACUACCAGACGAGGAUGAGGAGGAGAGGAGGUCCAUGGUUGCUCUGGAGACCGAGCUCCUCAAGUAUCUCGCUGAUGAGUAA
Megalops cyprinoides (Indo-Pacific tarpon) is the source of this 3621-nucleotide messenger RNA. RefSeq names its product PAS domain containing serine/threonine kinase (gene pask). Gene Ontology annotation, biological process: intracellular signal transduction; protein phosphorylation; negative regulation of glycogen biosynthetic process. The transcript is spliced from 19 exons. Gene Ontology annotation, cellular component: cytosol; nucleus; cytoplasm. The coding region runs from base 1 to 3621 and encodes 1206 amino acids. The record is from RefSeq and is a predicted model, not a curated record. Lineage: Eukaryota; Metazoa; Chordata; Actinopteri; Elopiformes; Megalopidae. Gene Ontology annotation, molecular function: protein serine/threonine kinase activity; ATP binding.